GUGUCAGUGUCAAUAUGUGCUUGCUGGCUGUGUAUUUACAUACAUAUGCAAUAGCAAAUAUAGCAUAACAUCUUUUUCAUCUGACGUGCCUUAGUCAUGCUGCUAAAAAGCAUGCAUGUGGUGAAUCUCUACUGAUAUUACCCUCCACAUUUGACAUUGAUAAUUGUCAAUUGAACAGCGUGAACGUGACCAACGGCCAACAAAUUGUCUGUCAACACUAAUCCAGAAUCCCAUCCAAUUCAUCAAUUAAACCUGAAUUUGUUUGUUUUGGGAGAAGGAGACGCGAGUUGUUUACAUAAAUAAAGAAGUAAAUAAGCAGAGCUAUCGUCAUUCUCCAAGAAAUUCAACUGGACCGACUGCAUCACGUCUUCGUCUCUCGUAUCAAACGAAUGCAGUAGUGGAGACGUCUAUUCAACGGUUUUAUCCAUCCCACGAGAUAGAUACUACCAUAGAGUUUUAUUAAUAUAUAGAUACUACUCCAGAUAAAACAGCACAACAGUACAAAAAUCUACAUACAGCACAAGCAUAAAAGAAAUAAAUAUACGCACUGGAAUAAAUAUACGAUGGCCAACAAUGACGAUUCCUUCUACCACGUCUUUCCCAAAGGUUUCAUCUGGGGCAUGGCAAACUCCGCAUAUCAAACUGAAGGAGGUUGGAAAGCUGAUGGCAAGGGAGAAAGCAUUUGGGACAGAUUUUGUCAUGAAGAUGCGUCACGAAUCAAGGAUUCGAGCAAUGGAGACGUGGCAAUGGACAGCUAUACGAAAUACAAGGAGGAUGUGAAACUUUUGAAGGAUAUGAAUGCGAAAAUGUACCGAUUCUCAAUUUCAUGGCCGAGAGUUUUACCCAAAGGAACGAGUGAAUUGGUCAACGAGGCUGGAAUCGAUUAUUACAACAGGCUCAUUGACGAACUCCUCGCGAAUGGGAUUGAACCCUGUGUGACAUUGUUUCAUUGGGAUCUACCUCAACCCUUACAAGAAAUGAAUGGCUGGCUGAAUGAGGAACUCGUCCAAUUUUUUGCCGAGUAUGCUCGCUUAUGCUUCUCACGAUUUGGUGAUCGUGUAAAAUAUUUUAUAACCUUCAAUGAACCUUGGGUGUUUUCCAUGAAAGUCUACGAUUUCGCUACGUUCGCUCCAGCCAUUAAAGAGCCCUUGGAGUCCCCUUACAAAGCGGUUCAUACGAUGCUCAAAUCGCACGCGGUUGCGUAUCAAAUCUACAAGAAUGAAUUCAAAGACAAGCAAAAGGGCAAAGUUGGAUUUUCAGUGGACUCUUCCAAUUACGGUCCCAAAGAUCCCUCUUCCCCCACAGAUUUAGAAGCAGCGGACAAAGCGUUUCAAUUCAGACUUGGGUGGAUAGUCAACCCCUUAAUUAACGGGGACUAUCCUCCCAUAAUGAAAGAAUCGAUUGCUCAACAAUCCAAACUGGAGGGACGAUCAACCUCCAGACUUCCAGUUUUUGAUCCCGAAUCGUCCACCAUUCUGAAGGGUUCCAUCGAUUUCUUAGGCCUCAACUACUACACGGCCGAACUGGUGACCACCAUCAAGGCCGGCGAAGAGGCCAACUGUCCGACAAACACGCCUGGCUGGAACCGUGACCUGGGUCUUGACCGAAUUCGUGACCCUAACGGGAAGCUGUGCGGAGUUUGGUGGCAACGCGAUGUCCCCACCGGACUACGGAACACGUUAAACUGGAUAAAAAAGCAGUAUGGAAAUCCCCCCGUGAUCAUAACGGAGAACGGAAGAGCUGAGUCUGACGACCGAUUGGAGGACGACGAUCGCAUCGCCUACUUCCGGGGUCACAUUAAUGAAACGUUAAAAGCCGUGUUGUUAGAUUCUUGUGAUGUACAAGGAUACUUGGGUUGGUGUCUUCUGGAUGUGUUCGAAUGGUCUGACGGAUAUACUGUUGGAUUCGGAGUACAUCGUGUAGACCGUACCUCUCAGGAAAAGACCAGAACGCCAAAAAAGAGUGCAAAAUAUCUCGCACAAAUUUUUAAAGAAAAUGGGUUUCCCGACAAACAAUGAAUAUAAGGUAACCCAGAGGAAGAAGACGAAUAAAUAGAGUAACAUUGAGUAUAAAACUAUUGUUUCGCUCUCUUUCUAGCAAUAAAUAUUAUUGUCACACUCGAUUUCUGUGAAUUGUGGCAGUGAUUUUA
Messenger RNA from Folsomia candida, 2149 nucleotides. Its product is annotated as myrosinase 1. Lineage: Eukaryota; Metazoa; Arthropoda; Collembola; Entomobryomorpha; Isotomidae. The coding region runs from base 564 to 2018 and encodes 484 amino acids. Gene Ontology annotation, molecular function: beta-glucosidase activity. The record is from RefSeq and is a predicted model, not a curated record. Gene Ontology annotation, biological process: carbohydrate metabolic process. The transcript has 11 exons.